AUGUCGAGCAUUGAUGAUAUUUUCAGGAAACCAUCCCAUCCCUCAAAUAUCAAACGAAAGCUUGAGCCGGCGCGAGAUCCGACUGAGAUAUACAAGGCCGCGAAACUCGACGCGAACGGAGACACUAUAAGAGGCAAAGAAACAACAGUUGAGGAUGCAGAAGAUGAUGAUGUUGCCGGUCCUGAACUUCCACCAGACUUUGAAGAAGAUAUCCCAGAUGAUGAAGAGGGUAGAUUUUUCGGAGGUGGUGUAACUAAGGACACCACCAAUGCCCUUGACUACAUUGACAGGCAUGAGAAUGAAGGAACUGCGCCCCAGGUUAUCGACUCAGCAUGGUUACGGCGCACAGCCCUGAAUUUCGAAAAAAAGAUAUCGAAGAAUGCUGAACUCCGGGUUAAAUUUGAAAAUGAUCCACAAAAGUUCAUGGCUUCUGAGGCCGAUUUGGAUGUUGAAAUCAAAUGCCUUUCAAUCUUGUCUGAGCAUCCAAAGCUCUAUAAAGAAUUUGCUGAACUUGGUUGUGCUGGCUCACUAGUUUCCCUGCUAACCCAUGAGAAUACGGAUAUUUCAAUUGAUGCGAUAGAAAUACUCGGUGAGCUCAUUGAUGAGGAUGUGGAAGCCGAGGAAGACCAGUGGGAUGCCAUUGCAAACUCCAUGUUGGACGCGGAUAUACUUGAACUUUUAUCACAAAAUCUCGCACGAUUAAAUGAAGAAAAUGAGGUAGACAGGUCCGGUAUAUACCAUAUACUAAAUAUCCUGGAGAGUUUGUCCUCGAGACCAUCCAUCGCAGAUCGGAUUGGACAGGAGUCAGGCAUCAUGCCGUGGCUGCACGAGCGCAUAUCAAAAAAAGAAAAAAGGGUAUCCCAAAAUAAACAGUAUUCUGCUGAGAUGCUUGCUAUAUUGCUACAAUCUUCAUCAAAGAACCGACUGCGAUUCAUCAACCUAGAGGGAGUUGAUACGUUGCUCCAGUUAUUGAGCGUAUACCGAAAGAUUGACCCCCAAAAUGAUUCGGACGAAGAAGAGUACUUUGAGAAUUUAUUCGAUUGUUUGACUUGUGUGGUAGAUGAGGAUGAAGGUAAAGACAAGUUCAUUGAAGCGGAGGGGGUUGAACUUACACAAAUUAUGCUCCGCGAAGGCACGCUAAGUAAGCCACGAGCUUUACGUGUUCUGAAUCAUGCCCUCGGUGGACGAGGAGGGUUACGGGCAUGUGAAAAGUUCGUUGAAGUCGGGUUGCUCAGAACAGUCUUUGGCAUGUUUAUGAAAAAGCAAGAUAAAUCACUUACGGAACACCUUCUGGGAAUCUUCUCGUCAUUGCUAAGGCUACUUCCUGGUGACACGGCUGGUAGAAUUCGAACGUUGGCAAAGUUCGUGGAGAAAGACUAUGAAAAGGUUACGAGAUUAAUCAAACUACGGCGAGAGUAUAAGUCUAAACUCUCCGUUGUAGAACAAGAUAUCAGCCAACAAAAGAGCAAUCUCAGUCAGGAUGACCUUGACGCUCUGGAGGGGGAAUGGUUAUCUCGCAGACUUGAUGCCGGACUUUUCUCUCUACAGACUAUAGAUGUAAUCCUUGCGUGGCUUGUCGCUGAGGAUGACGGUGCUAAAGCCAAAAUAAAGUCGUUGAUGGCUGAUCAAGACGAAGACCUAAGUGCCAUCCGCGGCACGCUCCAAGAACAACUGAACGGACUUGAUGAUACUGAGACAAAUUACCAGGACACUAGGGACAUGCUAGACACGCUAAUUGGCUUUUUAUAA
Messenger RNA from Trichophyton rubrum CBS 118892, 1749 nucleotides. RefSeq lists its product as uncharacterized. Lineage: Eukaryota; Fungi; Ascomycota; Eurotiomycetes; Onygenales; Arthrodermataceae. The record is from RefSeq and is a predicted model, not a curated record. Gene Ontology annotation, cellular component: spliceosomal complex. The coding region runs from base 1 to 1749 and encodes 582 amino acids. The transcript has 10 exons.